Messenger RNA from Exophiala aquamarina CBS 119918, 1533 nucleotides. Its product is annotated as alpha-amylase. The transcript is spliced from 2 exons. The coding region runs from base 1 to 1533 and encodes 510 amino acids. The record is from RefSeq and is a predicted model, not a curated record. NCBI's taxonomy places the organism in Eukaryota, Fungi, Ascomycota, Eurotiomycetes, Chaetothyriales, Herpotrichiellaceae. Gene Ontology annotation, molecular function: hydrolase activity, hydrolyzing O-glycosyl compounds; calcium ion binding. Gene Ontology annotation, biological process: carbohydrate metabolic process.
AUGGGCGACCCAACACCCGAAAACUACUGCAUGCUCCAGGGCUUCGAGUGGAACGUGCCCGCCGACCAAAAGCAAUGGGCCCGGCUGCAGAACGCGCUCGAGGGCCUGAAGAAGACCGGCGUCGACAAUGUCUGGCUGCCACCCGCGUGCAAGGGCGCAGGCGGCGGCAAGGCCAACGGAUACGACGUCUAUGACCUCUACGACAUCGGGGAGUUCGAGCAGAAGGGCUCCCGGGCCACGAAAUGGGGUACCAGGGAAGAGCUGGAUCAGCUGGCCCAGAAAGCCGAGGAGCUGGGCGUCGGCCUGUACUUCGACGCCGUGCUGAACCACAAGGCCGGUGCGGACAACAAAGAGAAGUGCAGGGUCAUCGAGGUCGAUCAGAACAAUCGAACGGAGGAAAUCGGCGAACCCAAAGAAAUCGAGGCAUGGCUGGGCUUCGACUUCCCGGGACGGGGGGACAAAUACUCGUCACAGAAAUACCACUGGGAGCACUUCUCGGGCACCGACUACGACGCGGGGAACGACAAGACAGGAAUCUACCGCAUCCUGGGCGACAACAAGCACUGGUCGAACAGCGUGGGCGACGAGAGUGGCAACGCCGACUUCCUGAUGUUCGCAGACGUCGACUACAGCCACCCGGAGGUGAUCGGCGACGUGAUCCACUGGGGCGAGUGGGUGGUGCGCGAGUUCAAGCUGCGCGGAUUCCGGUUCGACGCGUGCCAGCACUUCUCGGAGCGCUUCACCAACGAGUUCGUGGCGAACCUCGAGAAGCACUUCGGCGAGGGCAAGCUGUUCCUCGUCGGCGAGUUCUGGGUCGGCGACGUCGACCAGCUGCUCGCGUACCUCGACGAGAUGCACCACAAGUUCAGCCUGUACGACACCCCGCUGCUGAACAAUUUCAGCCAGAUCUCCACAACCGAGAAGGGCGACCUGCGCAAGGUGUUCGACAAGUCGCUCGUCCAGGCCAAGCCGGAUUCCGCCGUCACGGUCGUCAUGAACCACGACACGCAGCCGGGCCAGACGGUCGCGACGCCGAUCGAGGGCUUCUUCAAGCCGCUGGCCUACGCGCUGAUCCUGCUGCGCAACCAGGGCUACCCCUGUGUCUUCUACGGCGACCUGUACGGCAUCAAGGGCGAGCACGAGGAGCCGCCGAGCUGCGGCGGCAAGCUGCCGCACCUGAUCCUGGCGCGCAAGCUGUUCGCGUACGGCGACCAGGACGACUACUUCGACGACGAGCCCACCUGUCUCGGCUUCGUGCGCCGAGGCACCCAUGACAGACCCGAUGGCCUGGCUGUCGUGCUGAGCAACGCCGGACCCGGCCAGAAGCGGAUGUUCGUCGGAGACGCGCACAAGGGCGAGGUCUGGUCGGACAUCCUGGGCUGGCAGACCGAUGAGGUUACGAUCGAGGACGACGGGUUUGGGGACUUCAUGUGCUCUGGCACCAGCGUCAGUGUGUGGGUUAAGAAGGACGCGGAGCUGCGGAAGCAGGUCGACGAGUUGGAUUUCGACGAUGAUAUUUACAAGAGUUCUUGA